UGUAAGGCCAAAAUUGUAUGAUGAUCUCUAAUUGUAUGAUGAGUAAAACUAAACAGUUAGUUAGUAGAGACGCUAAUGACAGUUAGUUGAGUCCUUUGAAUUUGAUGAUGUCAUCUGAAAUGGAAGAAGAGUGAGUGAGGUCCAUCCAUUCAAAGUAGUUAUCUUGAGAAACCCUAAUACAUAAAAUAAUCAAAUUAUUUUGCGUUUGAUGGGAUUAGGAACCGUUGUCGUUAAUUUCAGUGUUAAUAAUAAUAACACUUUUUCACAAACACCAUUACUACACCGUUUUCCACACUUCUCUUUCAUGGCUACCCAUUUCAAUGUUUCACAAACUCAACAAUUCGCCCCAAUUGGAAAUCACGACCUUUUAAUUGUUGGUCCUGGUGUUCUUGGUCGUUUGGUGGCUCAUCAAUGGCGUCAGGAAUAUCCGGGUUGUCAAGUUUUUGGACAAACAAUAACCACUCAUCAUCAUGAGGAGUUGCUUCAAAUGGGUAUUACUCCAUCUUUGAACUGGACCAAAUCUCUGCACAAGUUUCCCUAUGUCAUUUUCUGUGCUCCUCCUUAUCAAUCCUCAGAUUACCUUGGUGAUAUUAGGCAAGCUGCAUUAUGCUGGAAUGGCGAAGGUUCUUUUCUGUAUACAUCUAGUUCUGCUCCUUAUGAUUGUAAUGAUAAUGGUUUAUGCGAUGAGGAUACUCCAGUUGUGCCAAUUGGGAGGAGCCCCAGGACUGAUGUCCUUUUAAAAGCUGAAAAUAUCGUACUCGAGACUGGUGGUUCCGUCGUUAGACUGUCUGGACUUUAUAAAGAAGGUAAAGGUGCACAUGCUUAUUUUUUAGAGAAGGGGAUCGUUGAAUCUCGACCUGAUCACGUCCUGAAUCUCAUACAUUAUGAGGAUGCGGCUUUCCUCUCAGUUGCGAUAUUGAAGAAACAAUUUCGCGGACGGAUUUUCUUGGGUUGUGAUAAUCAUCCUUUAUCCAGGCAAGAAAUAAUGGAUCUAGUCAACAAAAGUGGGAAAUUUGAUAAAAAGUUUGACAAAUUUACAGGAACUGAUGAUCCUCUUGGUAAGAGAUUAAACAACUCGAAAACACGUCAGGAAAUAGGGUGGGAGCCUAAGUACUCUAGCUUUGCUCAUUUCAUUGAGAACUUAUGAUGAUCAACUUCUGAGUGUAUCUUUGGGGUUGAAUAAAAUCUAAUCAAUAUUUUAUCCAUGUUGACAUUGUAAAUAAAAAAUAUUAUCAUUCAUUAGUUAAAUAAAAGUGUUUUCUACAUGCAGCUACAGUUGUAAUUUUCUUUGAAGGUGAACACUAAAGAGUGAUAAGGCAUAAUACAUACAAGGACAUGUGAAUCAUUUUGAUUAUUAAGCACAAUCAUGAAGUAUCAUUGCAUUUUUUCAUACCUUA
This is a messenger RNA of Cicer arietinum (chickpea), 1397 nucleotides long. NCBI's taxonomy places the organism in Eukaryota, Viridiplantae, Streptophyta, Magnoliopsida, Fabales, Fabaceae. The record is from RefSeq and is a predicted model, not a curated record.